CUGAGCCUCAGCCCGAAGUCGCUGCGGUGGGGACCAGACCCGCCCCGCACCGCCCUGCUCCGCGAACCCACUGCGCCUUUUGCCGCCCGCCGCCAGGUCCAGCGGUUCCGCGGCGCUGCCAGGGAGCGAGCCGCUCGUCCUCACCCGGAGUCCCAGAUGGCUUCAGUGACUGAUGGUAAAGCCGGAGUCAAAGAUGCUUCUGACCAGAAUUUUGACUACAUGUUCAAACUGCUCAUCAUCGGCAACAGCAGUGUUGGCAAAACAUCCUUCCUCUUCCGCUAUGCUGAUGACACCUUCACCCCAGCCUUCGUCAGCACCGUGGGUAUUGACUUUAAGGUGAAGACAGUCUACCGCCACGAGAAGCGAGUGAAGCUGCAGAUUUGGGACACGGCUGGGCAGGAGCGGUACCGGACCAUCACCACAGCCUAUUACCGUGGAGCCAUGGGCUUCAUCCUGAUGUAUGACGUCACCAAUGAGGAAUCCUUCAAUGCUGUCCAAGACUGGGCUACUCAGAUCAAGACCUACUCCUGGGACAAUGCGCAGGUCAUCCUGGUGGGGAACAAGUGUGACAUGGAGGAAGAGAGGGUUGUUCCCACCGAGAAGGGCCGGCUCCUCGCAGAGCAGCUUGGGUUUGACUUCUUUGAAGCCAGCGCCAAGGAGAACAUCAGCGUGAGGCAGGCCUUCGAGAGUCUGGUGGAUGCCAUUUGUGACAAGAUGUCUGAUACGCUGGACACAGACCCCUCCUUGCUGGGCACCUCCAAGAACACCCGUCUCUCGGACACCCCACCACUGCUGCAGCAGGGCUGCUCAUGCUAGGCAAGGCCCACUGUCCUGGUCUCCCUUCAUUGUGGCACCACACCCACUCUGCUUCCCCGUUAUAAUCUGUCUCCCCUCAGCUGAUUUGCUGCUGUUCCUUGCCUGCAGUGAAGGUGGAAGCAUGCCCCUGGGGUUCUCUAUGGAUGGCCCCACUCACAGACACUCAGCACUAGACUAACUAGGUCACAGUGUGGGCAGAGGUUCGUUUUACAAAAGGAGAAUCCACUUUAUGAAGGGGAUUCACUACAGGGACUUGGAAAAGCGAGUGUCUUUUCUGCCUUUAAAAUAAGAUUUCCUCCCUUGACCAAAAUUUGACACACCCACGCACACUUUUCAGGGCCUGGCCAACUGUGUAAAGUGAGACACACCUGCAUAGCUAAUCCUUUUGAAAAAGACCUCUCCAUACACAACCUGCUUGUUUCAUAUCAGGCUCCCUGUGGGGCUUCCUCUCACUGCUAGAUAAGCCUUGUUUCUCAAAGCCCUCGCCUGUUACCACGGAUGCCCACAGGGCCUGGGCAGUUGCUGUGGUGACAGGCCAAAGCUAAUCUCCAGAGAGCUCAGCCUCUCUAAAUGAUGCUGAAGGAGCAAAGGCUGAGUCAGAAACACACUUAAAUGAAAAAGAUUAUCCCCUGCAAAAUGUCAAAGGUUCCUGCUAUAUGAAAGAACAAGUGCAUGAGCUCAAGAAAGACAAAGAGAGAAAAAGAGAAACACAGGCAAGAUAAAGAAACAGGUCACGAAUUUCUGAUUUUGCUGCUUUCCAGCAGGUUCUUAACUGUGGAACUCCAUGACAUUGGUCAUUGGUUCUUAGACUCCCAGAAUCUGAAAAAUUUAUAGUUGGUGGAAUCCCAAAUUUUACCAAGUCUCACUAGUCAAUUCCAAUCUUCAUGUCUCUGACAAUUGGCUGUCAAGCCUCACAGCCAAAUCUCUUCUAAAGCAUACCUUCUAGUCAGGGAUGGGAGCUCGGUCUCCACACCAUCUUUGGGCAUCUCUCAUAAUCAGAAAGUUUUCCUUGCUUUAAGCUGAAAUCUGCCUCCUGGAAAUUCUUCUUCCUCUUCCCACUCCAUUUGUACCAGCUCUGCUGUCAGAGGCUUCACAGUCUCUGCUCCCUCUGCCCCGUGACACCCUUAGAUGAUUUGAGAACAGAAAUCAUGACCCCUGGAAUCUGCCCUUUCUCUAAAUCAAAUAGUUCUAAUCCCAUCUGCCAUUCUUCUUAGGGUCUUCUCCCCAUCUUGCCCUUUCCUCCAACCCAUGUUUCAAUCACUCCUGAGUAGUCCAAGUGGGAAAUGUGAUUCAAAGCAGAAUAAAUCUAAGGGGGUAUGACCCUGAAAAAAUUGGGAAAAAUGAACUCAGAGGUUCCAAUCCUAACCUCAUUCUCCUGAGGGUGAAAGCUUAGUUUCUACUGAAGAGCAGAUGUGAAACUACUUCUGGUGGAAACCACUUAAUUAAACACCCAAAGAAAACAAAAAACAAAAAGCGUGCCUCUGACACCAGAAACAAACUGAAUGCAUCAGUUCAUGGUUCUAGCUUGUUUGGACACAGGCACAUAUUUGUUUUUUAACUGAAAUAAUUACGUGGAGCUAGCAAUGAUUCCUGAAAAUCUUUCCUCCCAGCCCUGGCCUGAAUCCCUAGCUUCCCCCUGCACUAACAUGACACUUCAGAAGUCAGUGGGGGAGGAGGGAGAGUCUCUCCCAAGUUUUCUCUCCAUUUUAAAUGCAGCUUAUUGUCCUAGGAAAGUGCAUUAACUAGCAACAGGUCCAAUGACUACAUAAAAGCACCCUUCAGGGUCAGCUCUGUGGAGAUGUUGCCUUCUUUGACACAGUGCAGAGGAUGGCGCUUUGGACUUGGAAUCAGGAGACUCAGACUCUGCCCUUAAAUCAAGUGUGACUCUGGACCAGUUAUUCCCCAUCACUGAGUCUUGAUUUCCCACUUAUAAAAUGAGGGAGACUACGUGGGUAAUCUUUCGGGUCCCUUCUGGCAUGAAUAACUCUGAGACUCUUUUUCUCACCUUCAACAUUUCUGUUGAUCUGCAAAAUAAACACAAGAGAUGAGGACUAUCACGCAAUAUCACUGUAGCUAACACUGUUGUCAUGCUUACUCAAUACUAGGCAUUGUUCCAAGCACUUAACAUGUAUUAACUCAUUUAUCUUUCCAACAUCUUUGUGAGGGAAUCACUAUAAUCAAUCUCAUUUAAAGACAAGGAAAUUAAGGAACAAAGAGGUUCUCUAGCUUGCCUAAGGUCACAUAAUGAGUAAAUGGUAAAGCUGGGGUUCAAAGCCAGAAAGUAGGCUCCAAGGUCUGUGCUUUUCACCACAUUCUGUACUACAUUUCUUAUAGUACAGUGAUCCAAAGAAGUUAAGAGACUUGGCCAAGAUCACACAACUAGCAAGUGUUAGAGCCACAGUAGAAUUCAAUCCCAAGGCCAUCAGAUUCCAAGUCUACUGGAGAAAAGACUUAUGUCUCCAAUCUGUUAAUAAAUUUUUCAGCUACUCAGGCUAAUCUGAGGUGAUAGCUGUCUAAUGCUUCUGGGAAGGAGGCUCUGAGGCAACCAGGUCCCCUGGGCCUGAGCAAAAAAAAAUGCCCGUGAGGCAUUUCUGAGGCCUAAGUGCUGGCUUUCCCUGUAUCUGCCUCUGUCAGGCAAUUCUUAUCUAGCUCUCAAGCAGUGCUGCGAGCAGCCUCCCUGCAUCAGCAAUGGGGCAUUUUGGGGGCAUAACUUUAUAAAGUUCUCUGACAAUGGAAGAAUGUGGUCCCUUCCCAGGGCAGUGUUCUGAAUGUGCUUUUUACACUGUAAAGUCCUAUACAGGUCAGGAAUAAUUACUAUUUUUCUGGUCAGUAACACCCAUCUACGCAAGUACUAGGAUUUCAGACCAAGCUCCUCAUGACCCCUGGGUAUGUUAGUACAUAUAUCCAAUAAUCCUUUCUCUCCUACUGAGUAUCCAGGCAAAAAUUGAAUUUUUUACUUAAAAACUGUCAAACUCCUAAUAACUCAGGUGCCAGUUCAAGGGAACAAGCAUCUUCACAACAGAUGGAAUCAACAGUUAAAUGUAAUAGUGACAAACUCUUCUACCGGACAACAAACAGAUCUGCUUGUUAGAUGGCAAUUCCCCAGCCUUGCUCUGUGACCUCAUUUCUGCCGAGUGGAAGGCAGCAGCUUCCAGCUGAUGGCGGUGAAUGUUCAUCGAUCAUGGUAAUAGUGCAAUUAGGUUCAAGCUGCAUAAUAUGCUUUAUGGCAACUUGUCCCAGUUUUCAUCUUGCUUAACACUCCAAAUAAAAGAAGAUUAAAAAAACCUCUUGACCUCUAAAAAGGCAAAAGUAGGCCAAAAGUGCAAUACAGUAUUGUAGCUAUUUAUAGAAUCUGUUUUAAAUGCAUGUGUGUCUGUAAAUACAAAGUGAUUGGUGACUUACUACUGUCUCCUCAGUCUGUAACUUCUAGGAGCAGCAAUGCGGUAGAUUGUACUGAAUGGUCACAGACUCAUUAAAUAUUAGAUCUGGAAGGGAGCUUAGAAAAAAUCUUGUCCAGGCUCCUCUUUGUACAAAAAGGAAGGUUGAGAUCCAGGGAGGGGGAGGAAAUGUUCUAAGGUCACUCUGUGGGUGGAUUAGUGAUGGAGCCAGGACUAGGUCUUGGAUUACCUCUAGGAAGAAAUUCACCUAUUCUGUAUCUACUAUAGGUCUGGCACUAUUAAACACUGGAUAAAUAUAUAUGAAAACAAAUGAUCCCUCCCUGCAGGUACCUAUAGUCUAAGGGAGGUGCUGUUUCUGAAAUAUUAUUAUCCCAAUUUAGCAGGCAAGGAAACAUAGCCUUGAAAAAGUUAACAUGCCUAAGCCAUUCAUUAGUAUCAUUUGAACCCACCUCGAUCUGAC
Eubalaena glacialis (North Atlantic right whale) is the source of this 4674-nucleotide messenger RNA. It is a transcript of the gene RAB3B, whose product is annotated as RAB3B, member RAS oncogene family. Gene Ontology annotation, molecular function: GTP binding; GTPase activity. Gene Ontology annotation, biological process: protein localization to plasma membrane; regulation of exocytosis; protein secretion. The transcript has 5 exons. Gene Ontology annotation, cellular component: plasma membrane; synaptic vesicle; endosome. The record is from RefSeq and is a predicted model, not a curated record. NCBI's taxonomy places the organism in Eukaryota, Metazoa, Chordata, Mammalia, Artiodactyla, Balaenidae. The coding region runs from base 157 to 816 and encodes 219 amino acids.